GGGCGAUGUACACUGCGAAUAACAACCAGGUGAAGAACUGAGACGCUCCGGGUCUUGAUGUAAACAUUCCUGCGCGCUUCCUUUCGAAAGCAUUCUUUGUCGGCCCUUGUCCCUUUAUAUAUUUCGAUCAGCGCCUCCCGUCAGCCUGCAUAGACCCAGAAUCUGCUUCCCUGCACUUCUGACUCGUCAGCAUGGACCCCCGACUGCCACAGCACCUUUAUUCGUCGUCUAGCUCCGUCGAAGACCCUUCACCAUCCUGCCCUCCAUCUCCAUCAUCACGGUCCGCCCCCACGCUGGCCUCGCGCGCUGACAUUCUGAAAUGCUACGAAGAAGCCGUGCAAGAGCCACUACUCGAAUGCAGCAACCUCUCAUCUUUUUAUUCAGAAGCCCAGCUGUCCACAUCACUCGUACCGGAAGCAAGACUGCUACGCGAGGACUUUUGCAGCACUGCCAUCGUAGCGCGGACAUGGCUCAGCCUCGAUGAACGCAAUCGCAGCGUCGGCGUUGAUAUCGAUCUCAAUGCACUCAAGGACACGCGGGAAAGAGUCUGGGCAGAAGGAGUGCAGGUCGGGAGAAAGGUUGGCGCGCGAAUCGUCCAGUCGCCGGCGUUUGCCAAUGGCAUCACCUCGGUGGAAGGAGUUGACGGCGUAGACGCUCUGGGGAUGGAGUUGGAGCAGGAUGACGGCGCUCUGUUCCAACGAGCCCCGAGCAGUGAUCAAACUGCCCUAGGAGCGACGGAGAAAUCAUCAGACGUCCAAGCUGGCUCCGAUAUCAGCUUGAAAAGCUCGACAUGGGCCACUGGUGCAGCUUCUGAUCGCUUUGAACGACGUUUCCAGGCUCGUCUGGCAAAGCAGGAAAAGCAAGCAAAGCUCAAGGCAAAAAAAAGAGCGACCGCUUCGGUGGCGGCAGCGGCCAAUGGUCAUGCUGCCGCACCGGGUGUCGAGUGCGACGGAGGGCAGCGUAUUGAAAAUACGUCUUUCGCUAGUGACGCAGAUGAACAAAACGAGCAAGGCAGAAUGCUACUCGUGCACAGUGACGUACUCGAUCUUCCAUUCUCCUAUAUUCCAUCAACAUCUUCUACACCACCUUCAACAACAUCGGCAUCGGCUCAAUCAUCUCCAACUGGUGCCACGACAAUCCCAGCGCCAGACCUUAUCGCAGCUCUCAACUAUGCGCUGUGCUAUUUCCACACGCGAGCCGCCUUGCUCGCGUACUUGCGCGUUUGCCUGCACACGCUUAAAGCGCGCAGCGGCGUCUUGCUCUGCGACCUGUUCGCUGGUCCGCCGACAGGCGAGACGUACGAGCAUUUCCUGACGGAGCAGGCAGAUUCCGAGGGAAGAACAAGGAGGAGAAACCUGUCGCAACAAGAUCUGUGGGAGUUAUUUGCCCACGAAGAUGGAUUCAUCAGAGAGGGCGAUCGCGCGAGGGAUUCUGAGGGGGGCGGCGAUCAGGGUCGACUGCAGCCACUCUGGGCGGAUGAGAAGAAGGCGACUUCUUGUAUUCGCGAAUCUUCCAUCGAGGCGAACGGCCAUGCUGCUCCUUUCCCCCCAUCGUCUUCAAAUUACACCAUCACCGCCGACGACACUGCAAUAGCAAGGGCAACCAUCCGUCUUGUCCCAGCCCCGUCCACUUAUGCGGCAGCAGCGCGCAGCAAUGCAUCCUGCGCUGAAUGGCCGAAAGGUCAUUUGAAGCUUGUACGGACCGGUGCAGCCAGCGGGGGUUUCGAGUACUGGCGCGAAGACGGGCCGAUCGACUAUGCCAGUAAUCGGUUUAGGAUGAGCCUUAGCUUCCGCUUUAAGGAUCGGUCAUGGAUUCGUGAUUGGUUCAGCUAUGAUUUCCGAAUCUGGAGUUUGAAAGAGGUGCGUUCCAUCCGGGGUGAGGUAAGAAGCAGAAAGUAAAGGCUACUGAAACUGCUACUGCCUCCAACCAUUUUUCAUCUGGCUGCCGUAAAGAUCACCGAGGCGAUGGAGGAGGUAGGCUUCGU
This is a messenger RNA of Tilletiaria anomala UBC 951, 1984 nucleotides long. RefSeq lists its product as uncharacterized. The transcript has a single exon. The coding region runs from base 192 to 1898 and encodes 568 amino acids. The record is from RefSeq and is a predicted model, not a curated record. Lineage: Eukaryota; Fungi; Basidiomycota; Exobasidiomycetes; Georgefischeriales; Tilletiariaceae.